Messenger RNA from Zonotrichia leucophrys gambelii, 2753 nucleotides. RefSeq names its product growth factor, augmenter of liver regeneration (gene GFER). Lineage: Eukaryota; Metazoa; Chordata; Aves; Passeriformes; Passerellidae. Bases 34 to 621 code for a protein of 195 amino acids. Gene Ontology annotation, cellular component: mitochondrion. Gene Ontology annotation, molecular function: flavin adenine dinucleotide binding; flavin-dependent sulfhydryl oxidase activity. The record is from RefSeq and is a predicted model, not a curated record. The transcript has 3 exons. Gene Ontology annotation, biological process: liver development.
GGGUCCCAGCCCCCUCACGCCGCCCGGGCGUGAAUGGCGCCGCCCCGGCCCGUCCUGCACCGCGGCGCCAUCAUGGCGGCGCCCAGCGAGGGCCGUGCGGGUCGGGGCUACGAGCCCUUCUCGGGCACCGACAGCGGCUCCUUCUCCUUCGCCGUCCCGCAGGGUGAGACGGAAGAGACACCCAAGAAGCCAUGCCGAGCCUGCAUGGAUUUCAAGAGCUGGUUCAGCCACCAGAGGAAGCAGAUGGGUCCGGGCACCGCGGAGGCGAAAGAGCCCCCUCGGGACUGUCCCCUGGACAUCGAGCAGCUGGGCCGCAGCACCUGGGCCUUCCUGCACACCAUGGCUGCCUACUACCCUGACCGGCCCACCGGGACACAGCAGAAGGAGAUGAGGGACUUCAUCAACCUCUUCUCCAAGUUCUACCCCUGCAAGCACUGCGCAGAGGACCUGAGAGAGAGAUUACGGACGAACCAACCCGACACGAGCACCAGGAGAAACUUCUCCCGGUGGCUGUGUCUGCUCCACAACGAGGUGAACAGGAAGCUGGGCAAGUCGGAAUUCGACUGCUCCCGUGUGGAUGAGCGCUGGAGGGAUGGCUGGAAGGAUGGCAGCUGUGAUUAACCCGCAGGGACUGCUCUGGGAAUCCAGCAGAGCAGUGCAGUCCCUGCGGGGUUGCUGCAGGGACAGAGGGAGUCAAUAACUCUGUUUGUGUGGGACUGAUUCAGAGCUGAUCCAAUGCCAAAAGGAGAAUUGAAAAUCCUAGCCCAAUGAUAUUUUGAUAAGUAAUGGUACCUGAGGGGUUGAGGCUGCCAGAAACCUCUGAGAUUGGGUCAAUCUGACAAACUCAUUUCAUGAUGACAUUUCCUGAUUUUGGGGGCAUUUGCUUAUUUCUGUGGCUAGAGUUAAUUUUCCCUGAAUGCAGUGAUCUUCUCCAAGGCAUUGCCUGAUGUUUUAGAAAAUACAUCUGAUUAAUUGUCACUUUCAUUUCUGUUGUUCUAAUAGAGAAAACUCAUGCUGGGUUUUGUGCCAAGUCUGUACCCCUGGAUUUCUCUUUCUAGCAUCUCCAACAUUUGUUGUUACUCUUUUGUCCAGUUCCUUUGGUAAAAGUCUUGAGGGCAGGUACAUUUAAUUUAAACACUAAAACAUGGAGCCCAGAUUUCUCAAUUUGGUUUUGUAUUUCAACUUAACAUGUCAGAGGACACAACAGAGUCAAAAUCAUUUCAAGUUCUUCACGUAGGUGAUGAUCUCAUCCCUUCCUGCACUCCUGCCUGGGAGAGGUUUGCACAAACCCUGACAGCAACAGGUUUUUUUCCUUCCCUGCUUCCUGCUGAGGUUUUCUUGUCUGUUUUAUUGAGCUUCCUUAUCUCAUGCCCUACAGCACACCUGUGAAUUUAGCCUUGGAGUUUUUGGCAAGUUUUGACUGGAAAGAUUCAUGGUGCUGCUGAAACUAGAGCAGACUCACCUCUUAUCUGAACCUUUGGUCCUCACACCACUGUGUGGGCUCCUGAGUGAUUAGAGAACCAGGAACACCUUUGGAUACACAUUUUAGUAUUUUGUGGCACAGUGAAGGCCUUUCAAGUCAGAUCUGUUAAAUUAAUGUGAGACUUUUAUGGACUAAUGAUUUCUGAACUUUCCGUGUCGUAACAUUUCUAAACACAAACCCAAACGAACUGAUAACGAGACACUGCAUGAAGAGUGUGAUUGAAGGUGUCACUCAGGCUGUUAAAAGUGCUCAGAAAAUUUCCCUGCCAGCAUGUUGAGGUUCUUAGAACAAAUAAACCCCAGCUCUUGGGUUUUGUGUUUGGUAAUAAACUCAGCCCCCACAAAAAAAGCUCAUUGGGAUCCACUAGAGGGGAAAGGACCAACAAAAGGGCAGGCCUCCGUUUUUGCAGGUAGGACCCAUCUGACUCAGUUCUGUCAGGACACUUUUAGCAGAGGGAGGUGUGGGCAGGCAUCUCCCUGUGGGUUUGGUUGUGCUGAAGCAGGAAUUCUGUGUUCCUCCUUUCCAAUCUGCCCUCCACUGGUGUGUGUGACGGUGUCCUCGCCCACGGAGCAGAUGAUGAGAUUUCUCCCUCGUUUGUUUCAGUGUAAACGAGCAGGUUGGUGAAACACCUGCCCAUCCUUUGUCACCUCCAUCUGCCAGGGGCCUGGGGAGGUGCAUUGCCCUGGGCCAGCAGGGACACGGAGCCCCCCAGCACUCCUGUCCACUCCUGAGUGCUGAGGGGAAAGGGAGGGUGUACCCAACACAUUCUGGUCACUUUGUGUCCUUCAGGGAGGUGGUGCUGCAGUGCAGGAGGAAAAGCCUCUCCUGUCCUGGCAGAGCUUGGGAACAGCCUUCAAGCUGACUCUGUGUCUUUAGCAAAUCCUGCCCAAAAAUGAGGCCACCAGCUGUAGCCAGGAUGCUUUUAGGGCAGUUUCUAUCUUUACCAAGUGGCCAUUUGAUGAAAUCUCUGCUUGCACUUUGUUCUCUCAUUGUUUUGGCUUGGCAGAAGAGCUCUGAUGUAGUUGUUUCUCAGGCAUAUCCUCACCUCUGUGGACUUGACCAUGUGAGGAUUGGGGGAAUUUGUUCUGCUGCUUGUUUGUACCACAAGUUUUAGUCUUGGGUAAGGAAUUUCCUUUGGAGGUCCUCAUACUUGUGUACAGAAAAUUGUGACUUCUUUACUAAUUGCUCUUGAUUAAAUCUAGUUUUAAAACAUCUCUGUGUUCAAAUUGUAUUUCCUGUUGAUGUAAAAAUAAUAAAGCAACUGAGUUCA